Molecule: messenger RNA, 2231 nt
Organism: Theobroma umbraticum
Lineage: Eukaryota; Viridiplantae; Streptophyta; Magnoliopsida; Malvales; Malvaceae
Product: S-adenosyl-L-methionine-dependent methyltransferases superfamily protein
Source: RefSeq, a predicted model, not a curated record
UUAGUUGACCUUCCCAUGUUCAAUGGCUCUCUCUCGUUCUGUGCUUUCUCUUCUGUUUUCUGUCUCUUGGGCCUUGGCUUCCACUUAGAGGCCACAUCUCCAUUGCUCGCCGUGCUGCACACACGUGGUAAGACCUUCUGUGGCAUAAUUUUAAUUACCCAAAUAAAAAAGAAAAAAAAUUCAAAAUGUUUCUGCCUAAUAAUGGCUAAAACAAAUUACCACAGUUUAACUUCUACAGUCGCCAUUGUCUUGUGAAGAAGCUGGGCUAAAACCUCAGUAACUUCAGGGUUUAAGCCCUAGUAGAACUUGGCAGAAUCAGGGUUUUUCUUCUUUCUGUUGAUUCUUUAUUAAUGUGGAGGAGAGCGGGGUUGAGCUGGAGAUGGAAUAUGCACCGGCGGUUGUGCACGGCGGCACCACGCCAAAUAGUGGAUGAAGGUGACUGGUUUUACUCAUCUGAAUGGUGGGGGUCCGAAUCCGAAUCCGAAUUCAAUGGAAACACCGUCUUCCACACCGUCUCCGAGAAAGGGAACGGCAUUGUCUCGGUCCUCGCUUACCCGUCUUCUAGACCGAACAGAGUUUACUGGCCAGAAACAGAGAAGUGGCUUCAGCAAAGAUAUGCAGAGAUUGAUCCAGGUUAUGAACAUAAUGGACAUUUUAGAAUACUCGGAUAUCAAUGGCGUGUCCUUCGCUUUAAUGAUAAUACUCGCCAAAGUACAGUUAAAAUAAUGGCUGCUUACCGGAAAACUGAACCUGGCUCUAUAUGCAUUAUGCAGCAGGCACAAUGUCUGGCUAUUCCAUAUGUCAAGAGUAUGGUGUCACUUGGAUUGUCUACUAUAGCAUCUUGUAAUUACGAUCUAAUGGCUGCAGUACAUGGGAAGAAAAGGAUGCAUAUUCUAUGCAUUGGUCAUGGUGGGGGAAGCUUGCCAUUGUUUCUGGCUAAUAAAAUUCAAGGUGCCGUGAUCCAUACAGUUGAAAUUGACCCCAUUGUCAUUGCAGCAUCAGUCCAGGCAAUGGGCUUCCCAGCUGUCUCUGUCAUGACCCCAUCAGGCAAACGUGCCUUGUCAAAACCUGAUAUUAUUAAUGAAGUAAUGUGGAAGGGCAUCCAUGAGAGGCUCUACCUCUACGAAUCAGAUGCUGAGAAGUUUGUUGUAGAGAACAACAAUCUGUACGAUAUCAUCUUCAUUGAUGCUUAUGAUGGCGAUGACAUCUUCCCUAACAAGCUAUGGGAUCCACAUUGCCCCUUUCUCAAGUCUCUCAGUGACCAACUCCACCCCAAACAUGGCACUGUGGUGCUGAACCUCCAUGCAGACACCGAUAUCUCAAACCCCAACGAAUCCAUUUCAUACUUCUACCAGCGUAUUCUGCCAGUAGGAAAGUAUGUCUCCAGGGUUUGCAAAGCAUACAAGGACGUCCUCAUAGGGAACAAACAAACAUGCAGCAAUGGGAAAGCCGGGAGUGGUAUAGGAUUCGCUAUAUCAGUACCUUGGGUGUGCAACACAUCUCUAGUUGUGUGCAGAGGAUUCGGGUUGAGUAGUGGCCUUGUUAACAGGGAUAUGGUAAUGAAUACCCUCAUAUCCAAUUCUGUUAAAGUAGAACAUAUAAACAUGUCCUUCUCUGGGCAAGGCAAAAGGCUAGGCUCCGGCGACAACGACGACAUGGGCAUCGUCGCUAGACUCUUCCGCGCCGUAUCGGGCUCCCCGAUAACCGACGUCACCAAGAGAGCGGCCAACGACGCCGCCUACGUUACCCAGAAGCUGUUGAAGAGCACGGGAAAAGCCGCCUGGUAUGCGGGAACCACGUUCCUGGUCCUCGUUGUCCCACUCAUCAUCGAGAUGGACCGUGAACAGCAAUUCAAUGAUAUGGAGUUGCAGCAGCAGAGCCUCCUCGGCUCACCCCCUCCGCCCUCCCCUCCAAAGUAAAAAGGAAUAUUCGCUUCUACGGUUUAGUUUGUGGGCUGUUCUAGAAUUUCGUAUAUUGAUGCUUCAUUGGAUUUUUUUGGAUUAGAUUUAUUUUGAGGAUUGUAUGAGAUUUUAUUGUUUGAGAAGUAUUCAGUUUCAUGAUUUCCUUGAUGGGUAUUGCUGGAAUUUAGGAAAUCAUUGAAAUUGGAGCAAUGCAUAGAAGAUUUGCUUUGAUUUGCUUUUCAAAUUUUUGUUGUUGAUAAUAUUGCUUUAUAAUGAGAAAAUGAAUGGGAAAUUAAAUAAAAAAUGUAAAAUACAUUACUAUCAAGUAAA